CAUUAAAGCAUGCCGAAAAUAGCAGGACUGCGCCCCGUGCAGUUCAACAGGCAACCUUAGAGAAGCUGCCUCCGAAUCUUUUCCCCUUCCUACCAUCAAACGGAGGUAGAUAAAUCAUAGCUACGCUCUUCUUGGAAAAUCCUUUCUUCCCUUUUCCCUUUAUCCCCUCGUUUCUCUCGCCUCUUCUCUCUCUCAUCAGUCAUGGCCCUUCAACUAUGGGAGACCGUGAAAGAAUCAAUCGCGGUCUACACAGGACUCUCUCCGGGGACCUUCUUCACGGGCCUCGCUCUGGGCCUGGCCGUUUACUACCUGCUCUCAUCGCUCUUCGGGUCGUCCGAUCGUCAGUAUGAGAGGACGACCAGGGCUUCAGCAGAGGAGAUGCAGCCUCUGCCGCCUCCCGUUCAGCUUGGGGAGAUCACCGAAGAGGAACUGAAGGCCUACGAUGGAAACGACGCUACCAAGCCUCUCCUCAUGGCCAUCAAGGGUCAGAUCUAUGACGUGUCUCAGAGCAGGAUGUUCUACGGACCUGGUGGUCCUUAUGCUUUAUUUGCUGGAAAGGAUGCCAGUAGGGCUCUAGCAAAGAUGUCCUUUGAGGACAAAGAUCUAACUGGGGAUGUAUCUGGUCUUGGUCCCUUUGAACUUGAUGCAUUGCAAGAUUGGGAAUACAAGUUCAUGAGCAAGUAUGUUAAGGUUGGGACAAUCAAGAAUACAGUACCAGUAACUGAUGGGCCCUCCCAUGGCGAACCUGUUGAGGCAACUGAGUCCCAUGCUGAUAAGCCCACAGAAAAUGAUGCGUCGGAGGAUGCAGCUGCUGGAACCAGAGAAAGUGCAUCUGGUGCUGAUGUUGACAAAGAGUGAUGUUUGUAAAUGAACCUCUAUUACAUCUAUCGGGAUCCAGAAAAACAACUUGAAAUGUGAAGGCCCCUAGAAAAUGUAGUGUUUGAGUGCCUGUGUUUUUUAAACAUCGUUAAACAAACGAGUUAUUUCCUUAAGCUAAAAUAUCACCAAAGCGUUAAUUAGCUUGUACUGUUUAAUAAUGGAAUGGACAUGUUUGACUUUUGUAUUCAAAUCUGCUAAAUAUUUGGAAUUGCCUCUUGGGUUUUGUCUAAA
Molecule: messenger RNA, 1110 nt
Organism: Rhododendron vialii
Lineage: Eukaryota; Viridiplantae; Streptophyta; Magnoliopsida; Ericales; Ericaceae
Product: membrane steroid-binding protein 2-like
Exons: 2
Coding region: 202-858 (218 amino acids)
Cellular component (GO): membrane; endomembrane system
Source: RefSeq, a predicted model, not a curated record